Molecule: messenger RNA, 2391 nt
Organism: Chara braunii
Lineage: Eukaryota; Viridiplantae; Streptophyta; Charophyceae; Charales; Characeae
Source: the annotation of a GenBank genome assembly
GCACGGUCGUUGCCGCUUACAUAGAUUUAUAUACAAUGUAUACAUUUAUAUACAAUAUAUAAUAUAUUGUCCUUCGGGACAUCCGUUAAAAUUGGAACGAUACAGAGAAGAUUAGCAUGGCCCCUGCGCAAGGAUGACACGCAUAAAUCGAGAAAUGGGACAAUAUACAUUCUUGUCUGUCGCCGCCACGUGGUCACGACCGUCGAUCAUAUCUCUAUCGCUGACAACCGCGUCCGUCCGUCAACCUGAGUCCGAACGAGAUCCAGAGUGUGACAAAGUGUGAGAGGAGAGGAAAGAACAAAUCAAGCUAUACCCUUUUAGCAGCUAAGCAAGCGGGCAUGGGUUCAAGUACCGGCGGCAGGAUUGGGGUUCGACUCCAUCAGGCAUUGUGUGUUGGACUUCGUGAUGUCGCACGGAACGGGCGACAGUGGCAGAUGUUCGACUGCUUGGAUGACAAAAUUGUGACUGGCCUGAAGAUCACGGGAGCUACAUGUAAUGGGGAAGCAUUGAGGAAGUUGGGCCUGGAUCAGUCUGGUCUGGCUCCCGUUCCCGAUCCUGAUUGUCAUCUCAAUCCCGAUCUCCAUCUUGGUGAAGAUAGGCUUCCAGCCAUUCGAUUCUCAGGUAAUGGAUCCAUGGUGACGUCUUAUCAUACUAUUCACUCGACUUCAGUCGGUCUUCAUUCUUCUUCCUCUUCUUCUUCUUCUUCUUCUUCUUCUUCUUCUUCUUCGCCCACUCCUGGUUCUUCUUCUCCUCUUCGUUGUUCUCAAUCCACUCCCCUUCAUUCUUCUUCUCCUCUUCAUUCAUCUCCAUCUCCUCCUCCUCAUUUGUCUUCUUCUCCUUUGCGGCUGCCAUAUCAGGGUGGCAAACAGAUGAGCUAUGAAGGUCUACGUCUAUUGCCAAACGUGUCAAUGCCAGCAACAGCAGCAAAGCGUUGUUUUGUCUCGUCUCCAUCAUUCUUGAGGAGCAAUAGCAAGCAGGCAGUAGAGGAGCAGGUAUCCUCUCCUCCUCCUCCUCCUCCUCCUCCUCCUCCUCCUCCUCCUUCAUCAUCUCCAUUAUCUCCAUCAUCUCCUUAUCCUGCUCCUCUCUCUCCACCUCUUCAUCAAGGACGGGUAGGGCCUAGCGAGGAUCAGGUUCGUGCAGCAUUUGCAUACUGUGCUGAACAAGUUCGGAAGUUCGAUUAUGAGAAUUACCUGUGCGCUCUGCAUCUUCCUCCUCCUGUGAGAGCAGUUGUUUUUGCCCUGCGCGCUGUUAAUGUUGAGAUUGCCACUGCUGCAGAUGCCUCGACAGCCGUUGGGUCUCAUCGAUCCUUAGGUGCUGGGGAUGCUGCUCAUCAUGCGCUCGCCAGUAUGCGUUUGUUAUGGUGGAAGGAAAACCUCAGAAAUGUGCUGAGUGGUAAGAGAGUAGAACAUCCGGUCAUGGUUGCGCUGGCGGCCGUGCUUGGCGAAACCAAGUUGUCCAGACACUGGUUCACCAGGAUAUGCGAGGCGCGUAUUAAGGAUCUGGAGGCCGAUGGCCCACCGAGAAACAUCGCUCAGUUGGAGGAAUACGCAGAGUCAACAGCGUCCGCACUGCUGUAUCUCAGUCUUCAGGCGGCUGGGGUUCAGGCUGCAGUUGCUGACCAUGUGGCCAGUCACAUCGGCAAGGCAAUGUGUCUGACGCUGCUUUUGCGCAGCACGCCUUACCAUAGCCAAAGGCGGAGGACGUACAUUCCCGUCGACGUGGCUGCUAAGCAUGGAAUCUCCCAAGAGGAGAUCUACAGAGGUCAGGCAUCUGGCGGCAUGGCCGAUGCGGUCUUGGAAGUGGCGUCGUCUGCCAAACUGCACCUUGACAAAGCCAGGUCCCUGCGCUCCACUCUCCCCCAAGCUGCCCUCCCUCUCAUGCUGCCUGCCGUGCCCAUUGGUUUGUUCCUAUCUUCUUUGGAGAAACAAGGUUUCAAUAUCUUCGAGAGUUCGCUCAGCCGGGGCAUCUGUGGUGGUGUAACACCUCUGCGGCUCCAGAUUCAACUGAUGUGGAAUGCGUACAGAGGGACGUACUGAUGGGCCAACCCCAUCACCCACCAAUUGAUAGGUCGAUCGAUGGGAAGGAGUCCUUUUCUUUGACGUCGUUAGAAAAUGGUCGAGGAAGGCCGGAGGAGAGGGGGGGGAAGUGUGGAGUCCCAUUAACAUUCUUUUUGCACAUUCAAACAUGGUUUAAGAUCCCGAAUGAUCUGCUGUUGAGCCAUUUCCAACGUGUGCUUUCCAUUCAUCAUAGCCAGCGUUAUAGCAAGUGUUAGUUAAUUGAUUGAUUGAUCAAUUAGUUGAACGGUUUACUGAUUGAUUGGUUGAUUGUGUGUGUGUGUGUGUGUGUGUGUGUGUGUGUUGGCGCACACACAUGGAAGCAUGCACAUUAUGA